This is a messenger RNA of Priapulus caudatus, 874 nucleotides long. RefSeq lists its product as uncharacterized. Bases 1 to 519 code for a protein of 172 amino acids. The record is from RefSeq and is a predicted model, not a curated record. The transcript has 2 exons. NCBI's taxonomy places the organism in Eukaryota, Metazoa, Priapulida, Priapulimorpha, Priapulimorphida, Priapulidae.
AUGGAUUUGUGGACCAACUUUGCACAAAAGGGCGAUCCGACGCCGGGGAUUCUCGGCUACGGCGGCGUGAAGUGGCCCAAGUACGCGGAGACACUGCUGACCUCGACCAGCCGCGCUUACCUGCGCCUCGACGAGCUGUCGACGACGGCGCAGCACUUUGCGGCGCGCUCCUCCGAGUACUGGCACAGCUACCUCUACAAGCUGCAGAACAUCACCGAGAGCCUGCCCGACGGGCCAGCGACGGCCACGACGCAAGCGCCCUCUACGGAGACGACCGCGGAGACGACAAUCUAUGUUACUAUCGGCCCGGUAGAGCCAAGCGAAGAUAGUUUGUGGCCGCUCAUUUGGACUCUCGUGGGGGUCGGCGGCGCUUUCCUGAUACUGGCCAUACUUGAGGGUGUGGCUCUAAUUCUGAUGAAGGCUAAGUCUAAGUCUAAUUCUAAGUCUGUGAAGACAGGAUCCAUUGAUGCGAGCGUCUACAAAAAUGAAGUUUAUCACAAUGAGAUAUAUGACAUGUAGGCAGGCAGCGAGUUGAAUCCUAAUUGGCGUUAGGCUUCUGAGCUGUAUAUGCAACUAGGAUGAAAUAUUGAGUUUUGCAAUAUUCAGCAAGAUUGAAUAUACAGAAUAAGCCAAAUUUGUCAAAAAUUAUUAAAUAAAAUAAUUAAGUAGGCAGUUAAAAAUUGUUAAUAAGAGCUCUCUAUGGUUUUAUGUGAUAUUGUGCUUGUGUUCAAUUUUAUGUGGAUGGUUAAGAACACAAAAUCAUAUAACCGUACCUAAAGCUGUAUCGCAGUUAUAUAAGUGCUUUAAGUGUGUUUUGUUGACUAUAAUGCGUGUGUUCACAAUUUUGAAUAAUACAAGCAUCUCAAAACUGAAA